Molecule: messenger RNA, 1019 nt
Organism: Nannospalax galili (Upper Galilee mountains blind mole rat)
Lineage: Eukaryota; Metazoa; Chordata; Mammalia; Rodentia; Spalacidae
Product: olfactory receptor 2A1/2A42-like
Exons: 1
Coding region: 53-1018 (321 amino acids)
Biological process (GO): G protein-coupled receptor signaling pathway
Cellular component (GO): membrane
Molecular function (GO): olfactory receptor activity; G protein-coupled receptor activity
Source: RefSeq, a predicted model, not a curated record
CUCCCAGAGCUGAAGGGGCUGCAGUGACCCUGUAUUUAUCUCUGCACCCAGGAUGGGCCCGGCCACCCUCAAUGAUUCAGGGACCUCAGAGUUCGUGCUGCUGGGCUUGUGGGCUCCUCCACCCCUGCGUCCCCUGCUGUGGACCGCUCUGCUGCUGGCCUAUCUGGCCACCGUGUUGGGCAAUGGCGCCCUGGUGGGACUGAUCAUGCUGGACAGGAGACUGCACCGCCCAAUGUACCACCUGCUGACCCACCUGGCCCUGCUGGACACAGCCUAUGUGAGCACCACGCUGCCACAGGCACUGGCACACAUGGCCACACGACGCCCGCAUCUCUCCCUGGCACGCUGUGGGGCACAGCUUUACGUGGGCAUCUCCUUGGGCAGCUGUGAAGCAAUCCUCCUGGCAGCCAUGGCCCUGGACCGCUGCCUGGCGGUGUGCAGACCCUUGCGCUAUGCGGCCCUGGUGACGGCUCCCCGCUGCGCCAUGCUGGCCGGAGCCUCCUGGACACUGGGCUUUGCGCUGUCGGUGCCCAAUGCGGUGGCUGCACUGCGCCUGCCCUUCUGCCCCGGGAGGCCAGCGGUGGACCACUUCUUUUGUGAGCUGCCCGCGGUGCUGAGGACGGCCUGUGCAGACACCACAGCCAACCACAGGCUCGUCUAUGGUCUGGGCGUGCCCAUCCUCGUGGUGCCCUUGGGCCUCAUUCUGGCCUCCUAUGCCUGGAUUCUGGCUGCGGUGGGCAAGCUGCCUUCGGCUGGGAGUCGCCGCAAGGCCCUGUCCACCUGCAGCUCCCACUUGGCCGUGGUCGGGCUAUUCUAUGGCACCGUGAGCGCCAUGUACCUGCGACCCCGCGCCUCUAGGGCUCUCCCUGCCACACACCAUAAACUGGUGGCAGUUUUCUACCUCGUGGUCACACCCGUCCUCAAUCCACUCAUCUACAGCCUUCGAAACCGUGAGGUCCACGCGGCAGCACUCUACGCCCUGGCCCGGCUGCAGGGCAUGCGCACCGUGCUGCCCUAAG